Xiphophorus couchianus (Monterrey platyfish) is the source of this 3578-nucleotide messenger RNA. Its product is annotated as polymeric immunoglobulin receptor-like. The transcript has 9 exons. The record is from RefSeq and is a predicted model, not a curated record. Bases 597 to 1841 code for a protein of 414 amino acids. NCBI's taxonomy places the organism in Eukaryota, Metazoa, Chordata, Actinopteri, Cyprinodontiformes, Poeciliidae. Gene Ontology annotation, molecular function: transmembrane signaling receptor activity. Gene Ontology annotation, cellular component: plasma membrane.
UUGUAACCAGAGGACCAGUUAACUCCUCUGCACACAAAGCUACAUCAGUGUAGCUGCUGCCUAUCAUUUGGUGAGAGGAGGGGAACGCCACAGGGCAACAAAGAGGGCUGACCUCUGACCCCGAGUCUCCGCUCUGCAGCGAAGCUUUCUUUCUGCCUGAUGAGUUCUGUGUUCCAGGAUUCUUUGACCUGUUUCUGGGUCAUGCAGCCACUCAGAGAAACACUCGGCUGCAGAAACCAGUAAAGUCACAGAAAAGUGAUUCAUGUCUCAGAAACGAUUGACCACAGAAAAUAGUUACUGAUCGAAUCAGUGAGACACUGAACUCUAUAAUAUAAUGAAAUAUAAAAUAAUGAAACAUAAAUGAUGCAAAGAUCUUUACAGCAGAAACAUGUCAGCUUCAACAUUUGACUGGAGAGUUUCUGUGGUCAGUGUUACUGGUUUCUACAGAUUAUACUGGUUUUUUUUAGGUUAUACUGGUUCAUUUUAACUCCUUUUCAUUUGACUGGAGAGUUUCUGUGGUCAGUGUUGGUGCAGCGUCAGAGGGAAACGAGCAGCGAACGCCCCGAGGGGAGGAGAGCGGAGGAGUGACGGGUUUGAUGACCAGCUGGGAGACGCAGCAGCAGGAAACCAUCAUGAUGGCCCGUCUGUCUUCGCUCUGCCUCGUCUUCCUCUCUCUGCAGGUCGAAGACAUCAGAACAUUUGAAGUUCUGAGACAAUAUGGAGUUUCUGGGGAAGACAUCUUGAUUUCAUGUGUCUCUUUCUCAUCUGGAGCCUGGAAGUUCUUCUGCAGGGAAACCUGUGAAGGAGAAAACCUCCUGAUCAGAACCAGUGACGACGCAGCUCAGAUCGGACGAUACAGAACCGAAUAUGUUAGAGAAGCUUCCAGAACAUUCUCGGUUCUGUAUGUGAGUAUCUCAGAGCUGACCAGGUCCGACGCCGGUCGGUACCGAUGUGGUCUGGGCGACUCUUCAUCAUCAACUUCAUUCCUGGACUUCAGGCUGGUUGUUGUAGACGAUCUGCUGGGUGGAAGCAAAGUUCCUCACCUCCAUACAGAAGCUGGCAGCUCAGUGACAGUCGCCUGUUCCUUUGGAGACUCUGGAAGAAACCGACUGUUCUGCAGAGGAGAAUGUGGAAAAGAUGAAGUUCUGGUUCAGACUGAUGGAGUCAGAGCUGACAGAGGCAGAUACAGCAUUGAAUAUGAAAAGAGACGACAAUCAGCAGUUCUGUUGGUGACCAUCACACAGCUGACCCAGUCUGACUCCGGACGGUACCGAUGUAAAAUGGACAGAAUGAUUCGCUCAGAUCUACACAGAGACUUUUACAUCACCGUCACUGAUGCAGUCGGCCCGUCCAGCUCCACACCAACAACAACUAUCCCGUCCAGCUCCAGUUCAGCGGUUGGCCCGUCCAGCUCCACACCAGCAGUAUCAUCACAGACUUUAAGCUCCAUUUCUGCUCAUGUCUUCACAAACAACCCAACCAGCUCCACAGCAACAACUCAGAGAUUCAACUCCAGUUCAAGAAAUUUCACACAUGAAGGAUCUUUUAAAAUCAGCAACGACUCGGCUCAGAUUCAGGAUAACAAAGAAAAAUCUUUCCUCUACGUUCCUGUGGUCGUUGGUGUGACUCUGGCUGCCAUGAUGGUUCUGAUCCCAGCAGCUCUACUGGUUUCCUGCAGGAGAAGAUCUGUGAGAGAUUCAAGGAGGAGAGGAGACGAUGGAGAAAACAUGGAGAACGUCGACUAUGAGAACGUUUCCUCUCAGGACGCGGCCUACCAGAGUCUCAGUCCUGCCGGCAGAGACCAGAACCAGAUCUACUCUACACUCUCACAGCCUACAUGAGACCCUGGACUUGGUUUUCUGAACUCGGGUUCUGGACUCGGGGUUGCAGUUUGUUCUGUGAAGCUGAAACCUGAAGAAAACUGGAUUUAGAAACUGAGCCUCAGUUUUUACUCUGAGCUGCAGCUGCUUUAAAAUAUUGGAUUUUCAGAAAGUUUCUGGUUUAUUAUGAUGAUAAAUUCUUGAUUUGCUUGAAUUAAAACUUUGCAGCAGAAAAACCUCUUCAGUUUAAAUCUCGUGAAACGUUUGUGUUUUUCUCCCUGGUGAGUAUCUGCAGAGAGAUUCUGAACAAACUCAGCCACUCUGUCAUUUUUCUGUUAUGUUAUCAUUUCUCCCUGCUUGAAUUAUAUUAAAUUCUGUUUUCUAGAUUCAUUCCUGAUCUGUGCUGAUUUAGAAACUGGAGAUGACAGAGUGUCAUUAGGUCCAAAAACAAGCAUCUUUCUUUCCCAUUGGCUGAAACGGUUGCUAGGCGACUGUACUCGAGAGAAAAUCUGAGGGAGAUCAGAGAAUUAGCGUACAGCGCAAAACUGCAGUGGAAAUACUUUUUUUGCAUCAUAUUUAUGUUGAAAAAGAAACACAGAUAUUCUAACUCCUGUCCAUAAAAUCGUUGCAGUUUUAUGCGUCAUGUAUGAUGUCAGGAAAGUGCACAGGUAGACACUAGGUGGUGCUAGAGAGUCUGGCCUUUUCUCUGGAAAGAAAUGAACCUUUUGAGUUUAUAGUUUGUUGUCCAAUGUAGCAUUUCUGGAUUUAGAAACAUAUAUUAACAUUGCCCCAGAGAUUUGUAGUAACUUUACGAAUGUUUUUUUGUGACUGAGGAAAACCACCAAGAUUAGAUUAAAAUUAGAAAAAAGUUGUAGUCUAUGAAUUACUGUGUUUCUUGAGCAUCAUUUGGUGAUUUACAGCAUAAGGUUAUAUUGUGCAGAAUAUUUAGUGAUAAAAGUACAGACUGAUGUAAUAAAGAGAAACGCAGGAGGAAGAAAAGACGAAACUCUGACUUGGAGCCAAACAAUAAGGCUGAGUCUGCAGGCUGACAGACUUACAGCAGAGUUCUGCCCGACCACAAGGGAGCGACACUGAGCCACUUUUAUUAAGCUCUACUUACCUCAGAAGUUCCCACAUCCAGUAGGCAGUAUCUGUCCUGGUGACACAUCCCCUCUGAGAGUUUCACUUCGCGGUGCUGUGACUGGUUUUUAAUGUCAACAUGUCUGACAACCAUAACUGAGGCAUUUUUACAUGAACAGCUUUAGAGGAGCUGAAACUGAACCCAAAGGGCCCGAAAACCUUCUGCUGCCACAGAGUCUAACUCAUCAAAUGUAUCUUUGCUGCAUCAUCGAAGCCUCACAGACCUGGUUUGGUCGGAUUCUUCCUCUGUCCCACAGUAAAGAUGGCUGACAAAUAGCAUCACUGAUGAAGGAUGAAACUGUCCGACUGUAGAACCAUCUCUGCUCCCAAAGUCUUUACAUCCCUGCUGGUAUUUUCACAGCUUUAUUCAUUCUGAAUAACAUUUAUACUGUUACAGUUUUUACUGUCACAAAUAGGAAAUCUGCCUUUUUAAUGCUCAAACAAACUUGGACAUUUUGUACAUUUUUCUAAAUUAAUCAACUCAGUUACACAUUCCUUUGGACUGGAACAUAUUAUUUUUUAUAACUACAUAAUAUUUAUGUUGAAUGUUUUCCCUUUCUCUUCAAUAUAUGUAUUUUGUAUUCUAUUUGCAUAUUUCUAUCUUUAUGUGAGCCUACU